This is a messenger RNA of Tilletiopsis washingtonensis, 977 nucleotides long. RefSeq lists its product as hypothetical. The coding region runs from base 174 to 677 and encodes 167 amino acids. Gene Ontology annotation, cellular component: mitochondrion. NCBI's taxonomy places the organism in Eukaryota, Fungi, Basidiomycota, Exobasidiomycetes, Entylomatales. The record is from RefSeq and is a predicted model, not a curated record. The transcript is spliced from 3 exons.
GGGAGAGAGUGCCGAGAGCCCUCGCGGAGGAGCGCAACGUGAACGUCUCCUGUGUUCUCCUCUUCUAGCCGUCUCAGCCCCUCGUCUUCCCUCAUGCCGUUCCCUUGCUGCUCAAGCGCCGUUCAAAGCGUGGAGCUGACGCACUCCCUCCUCUCCUACCCACGACACACACUAUGUGCCCUCAGUGGAGGCGCAGAUGCCGUCACGCCCGAGGAGCGCUCCACGACGGGCUGGGGCCCCAACCGUCGUUCUUCGCAGUUCAACGAGCACGUGUCUCCUCUUCAAGGUCCUCUUCCUCUUCCGCCUCCUCCACCUCCGCCUCCUCCUUGUCUGCUCCGUCGCCGCCGCGUCGGCGCAAGCUGCCCGACCUGCCCGGCGGCACGCUGGAGCACUUCCUGAUGCGCAACCGCGGCAUCUCGCUCUACCGCAGCUUCCUGCGCGCCACGCGCAACAUCCCCAACCCGCAGGCGCGCUUCGAGACGGUGCAGUGGCUGCGCGAUGACUUCGAGAGAGCCAGAGGAGUCACUGAUCUGCAAAAGCUGCAUGACCUCCUGAUGGGCGGCCACGUGCAGCUGAAGCGCAUGCACGGCCCCAUGGAGCUCGUCUCGGCCUCGGAGGUCGGCGGGCCCGCACACGGCUCGUUUGCGCCGUUGCGGGGAGCGCGGAGCUUCAAGUGAAGGGAGCGCGAGGGACGUCAAGCUAGGAGCAGUAGAGACGGAGAGCGGAGAGCGUGAAUCGUUGCUAAUUGCAUUGAGCCGUAUCUUCGUGAGCGUGAGGGUAUGGCAGACCGAGCGAGGCAGAGUGCGAGGGCGCCGGGAGAGAGGCGACCAUGAAAUGUGAGGGGAGCGAGGUCGAGAACGUGGCAAUGUGCGGUGGCCGCGAGGAGAAGCUGUAGGAUUGAUCGCAAGGUCUUGACGUCGACGCAAGACGUGGAGGGGAAAGGCGGUCUAUCUGCGUUUGCCAACGAGUGCGGCCAA